Patella vulgata (common limpet) is the source of this 4709-nucleotide messenger RNA. Its product is annotated as protein inturned. The coding region runs from base 675 to 3323 and encodes 882 amino acids. Gene Ontology annotation, molecular function: protein binding. NCBI's taxonomy places the organism in Eukaryota, Metazoa, Mollusca, Gastropoda, Patellidae. Gene Ontology annotation, biological process: cilium assembly; nervous system development; establishment of planar polarity. The record is from RefSeq and is a predicted model, not a curated record. Gene Ontology annotation, cellular component: cytoplasm; cilium. The transcript is spliced from 19 exons.
UCAAGUUGUAUGACCGGGUCUUAGUAAAUGUUUUUGUGUCGACGUUUCAUCCAGACACCAAUACUCAUGGUUAGACUGUGUUAGUAUUCAAGAUACUUCUUUAGGACUAAGUCAUUAAAUUCAUCGAGUGGGAUUUGCAUUAAGAUUUAGUCGUGGUCAAGUUGUGUGACCGGUUCUUGGUUGUAAUAUUACACGUGUGUGAUGUCACGUGAUUAUAGAUAGAUGGAUAUAUAUAAACGUAACACGUGGGAUAACGAACACAUAUAACAAACAAAGGAAUUAUAUUUGUGAAACUGAGGAACAAUAGUCAAUUUAUGCUAAGACUUCAAGUGGAAUAAAUUUCAGACUGUAAUUGUUGAAUCCGGAAUUUUAAAUCGAUUUCCAAAGUUCCUGUUUAUUGAGUAUCGAUCGGUUAACUGUUUUAAUCGAUGUUUUUAGUUUGAUCAGCAUCCAUUAAUUAACCACAUUGUUUAUCUGGAUUUGUCUUUCGUUCCGUUAAGUUUCAUUAAAAGAGUGGAUUAAAGUAACAGGGGCUGGAAGAUAGAAGCUAUCCCGACUAAUCAUUACUGGAAAGUUUGGAGAGCCUGGCUUUACAAAUGAAAAAUAGAUAUGGCUGUUUAUAAAAGCGAAAGUAUAAUCUGUUUGUAACGGCCAAUGUGGCCUACAUCUGAAAGAUGUUUGGUUUGAGGUCUCCUCUGACAGACUCGCUAUCAGCUUCUGAAUUUGACAAUGUCAACAAAAUAUUCAGUCAAAGUUCAUUUACUGAACCAGUGUAUCAAACAUCACCAUAUUUGGAAAAAGCGAAUGAAGACGGAGAACUCUUCUGUGUGGAGGUAGAUAGAGCUGUGAUAAAAGACACUGACAGCGAUGUGACUGGUGAUCUAUGGGGAGAUAACCAAUCGGUCAAUAGUCGGUUUCCGUGUUCGAACAGUGAGGAUACAGGUUACUCAAGUGACACCGAUUUACAGCCAGCCCCCAAAACAGAAAAAUCUUCGAAAAAAAUCAAUAAGUUUUCUCGGCUGUUGAAGAAAAAGGAGUUACGUCUUUUUAGUGAGUCAAAUAUCGAUGACAGCAUAGACAGUUCGAACUGUGAUUGUGCCGACUGUAAAACGGUUGCCAUGACAAAUGUUAAAAAUGUGCUAUUAUUGGUUGAUCCGAAUUCUAAACGCCACGCCCGAGGAGAUGAAGUUUGUGUUACACGAAGUAUAUGUGAACAUGUUUUAGGUAUAAUACCUGGUUACCAUGGACAACAGUUUUCGUAUAAUGGAGUACAGGAACCUGUUUAUAUAAAAGCUCUUUCACCAGACGGACCAGCUAUCAAGGUCAAAGAUGUCAGAAUAGGUGAUUGGUUGAAGUGUAUUAACGGACAUGAAGUAACAAGAAAUAAUCUAGAUAUUUUAUUAUCAACGAUAUCAUCAACUUGUAACGUCAGAAUAACACUACAAUCGAUGCCUGCUUUACAAUCAAUAUAUCGACCUCGACCUUUAACCUCUGACACAGAUCAACUAGUUUCUAUGGUAACGGGUGAUGAUGUAGAUGAGGAGGGGUGUGUUAGCAAUGGGUCAUAUGUUUUAUACACAUCACUAGAGGGCGUUCAGUCUGAGAACAGUAAAGAUAAGGAUGAUCUAGUCUAUCACUACCCUGAUAACGAAGGCUUACUAUUGGCGAUGCGAGGAAUGUUUUAUACUCUAUGUCAUACAGUUAAAGAUUUUACACAUACCAGUAUUCAAACUUCGUGUAUUGUUAUAGAAGGAGAAGUUUAUAAUAUCUGUUAUCAUAUGGAAGGAGAAGAUUUACUAGUUUUUGCUGUUUCUCAGAAAAGAAUAUCUAGUUAUUUAUUAAAUGUUUUAAAAGAUGAAUUAGUGCGGUUAUUACAAGUUUUAUUCGGUUCUGUUGACAGUGCUUUUAAAAACAACAAACAUCAUAAACAGUUAAAUCAUAUACUGGGAGUUAUAUUCCGAUGUCAGCUUGAUACGGACAUUAACAAAUUUAGUUCUAUAAAUAGAUUAUUAUGUCAUACACCACAUGUGCAAUAUUUACCUCUUCCCUCAGAUAUAAUGCUCAAUUUAAGUAAUAUUCUCAGUGAAUUUGAAGCAGGGGAUUUUGUUGAUAUGUCUGAUAGUUACUAUGGUUUAAGAAGAUCUUAUUCAAUAUUAGGAUCCUGUCUUUUUUACAAAGAUUAUUUGUUAUGUAGUCAUUUAAAUAAAGAACAUUUGAUCGAUAUCCGCCUGUAUCUACAAUAUCAUGGAUUACUUUCCCUUACCAGUAAAUGUCCUCUCAAUCAGUUAGUGAUAUGGCGGGAAGUAUAUCCCACACAGUUCUGUAACGAUGUGUCAGGUAUCAACAACGUGUUCGGAUAUUCGGAACCCGAUGCAAGGUGGUUUCUACUGAUAGUCGGACUGAAAUACAGUAUUUAUGCAGUUUUACUUGAGGCUGGUGGUUGUUCUGUUAGACGUCAAGGUGCUACGUUACCUGACCCGUUUUACAUUGAUCAGGCUAAAUCAACUUUAUUACAGACGUUGACCAUUAAUUAUACCAGUAUUAUAGAAUCCAGAUUAAAUGGUAGUGGUUUACCAACAGUGAUAAAUGUAGAUAAUGUUCACCAGAAAGGUCGAGGUCUGUCAGAUAUCAGUUUUCCUCUCUCCAAAUCAGGUUAUAAACGACAAGAUGAUAGUGAUCUACCUCCACGAUAUCCUAGAGUUACCUCCCCUAGACAAGAUAUAUUGCAUCGUAAAUCAUCUAUAGACUCAGAUGCAUCCAGUGGUAGCAGUAGUGACAGCCUAUUUAAGAGUUCUCGUACCAGUCGUUUAUUUGGUGAUGUUCACAAUCCUGUAAUAAACAGCAGAUGGUUGGACGAUAGGAGUUUUAAGUUAUCACAAGGGGCAGAUAACUGUGUAUUUAACUUCUGCUGUAUGGACAGUAUAGAGGGUAUAUAUAUCAGUAACAUACAGAGACCUGCAGCAGUAGUUAGUAUAAACCAGACAAAUCUAAUGGACAACUUCCAUAGAUGCUGUUGUCAGCUUCGGAAAAUGUUCCAUGAUUCUAAGGUCCUGAAGAAAUUAGCGACAGGUGAGAAAGAGCCGUUAUUUUAUCCUGAUGAUAAUCUGGUUGAUGUUAAAGAACAUGGCGUAUUGUUUACUUGUCAACCGGUUACCAUGACACCAGAUUCUAAAAAACAUAAACAAUCAUUUACCUACUGGGUUGUAGGACGCAAAAUCACCCGUGGCAACAAGAAAGAAAUGUAUGUUUGUUUCCUUGAUUCAACUCCUCAGAACGUCAUUGAAAUGGCCUUUACAUUAGGAUUCAGUAAAACAUGUUUUUAACAUUGAAAUGGCUUUUACAUUUACAUCAUGUUAUCUCAUUAGUCCGUCAUAAUACAUUGAUCCACCAUGUUACCUCAUGGUCUGUCAUGUUACCACAUUGGUCUUUCAUUUUACCACAUUGGUUUAUCAUGUUACCUCACCAGUCCAUCAUGUUACCUCACCGGUCAAUCAUGUUACCCCAUCGAUCUAUCAUGUUACAUUAUUAUUUUGUCAUGGCUGAUCCAUCAUUAGUCCUUCAUGUUACCACAUCAGUCCAUCAUGUUACAUCACCAUUCCAUCAUGUUACCAAGUUAGUAUGUCAUGUUAUCUCAUUGGUCCGUCAUGUUAUCUCAAUUGUCCAUCAUGUUACCUCAUUAUUCUGUCAUGUUACCUCAUUAUUCCUUCAUGUUACCUCAUUAUUCCUUCAUGUUACCCAUUAUUCCAGCAUGUUACAUCACUGAUCCAUCACAAGACCCUCAUGUUACCUGAUUAGUCCAUUAUGUUACCACUGCCUCAUUAGUCCACUGUGUCACAUCUUUAAACCAUGAUAACAAUCCAUCAUGUUACCAUGUAUCAUGUUACAUCAAAAGUAGACCUUGCUACCAUGCCAGUUACAUAUCCACCCCAUAUACCCCUGGCUUAUUACCAUCUUCCUGUUACACUCCUGCCUUAUUAUUGUUAUUGUUGUUAAAGAGUAAACUGUGUGUUAUUGUUGAAGAUAAGAGAGUAUAUUAUAAUUAUUGUUAUUGAUAAUUGUUGAGCCACCAUUUAAUAUUAAAGAUGCAUUAUGUAAGAGUGAGAUAAAGAGCUGACAGUUUUUGCUAUAAUAGUUCAAAAAGUAGAUAAUAAAAAAGGAAUAUAUUGAAAAUUGUAGUCAAAUUACUUUAUUUUGAGUGAAGUUUUGUUAAGAAUAGCCUAAUUUCUAUUCAUUUCAUUGUUACUAUAAUAAACAAUUAAAUUUAAAUUAUAUUAAUAUUUCAAUCCAUUAAAAAUUAUGACCAUCCGUUGGUAUAGAGAGUAGAUUAUGGGCUUGUCAUGUGAAUAAAUGUGUAAUUAAUAGGCCAAAAGAAAGACCUACAAUAGGCAGAUAUAGCUCUUACAUUAUAAUGCAUCUUUAAGUUGAUAUGGGAGGCAUUCAAAGACAUAUUGACCUUGAUCUUCUUUACAUUCCGUUUCAUCCAUAGUCAUCUUCUUCGGUAGCUAUUAUUCAUAGCUAUACAAACUCUACAUCUACUUUAAGAAUAGUUCUGAAUGGCUGCCAUAUUAAAAAACACUUGUCUCUACUUAAAGAUAUAAUGAUGACCAUUGACAGAAAGUUAUGGAUAAAUAUAACAGAUGUACUAUUUAGAAUCUAUCUGUUAAUAUGUAAUGAUGUUAAGUUUGUUAAUAAAAUUGUUAUUAUUGUUU